Rhinolophus ferrumequinum (greater horseshoe bat) is the source of this 1574-nucleotide messenger RNA. RefSeq names its product modulator of apoptosis 1 (gene MOAP1). NCBI's taxonomy places the organism in Eukaryota, Metazoa, Chordata, Mammalia, Chiroptera, Rhinolophidae. Gene Ontology annotation, biological process: regulation of apoptotic process. The record is from RefSeq and is a predicted model, not a curated record.
CUCCGGCUCCCCGGUGAUGUCAGGGUGCCUCAGCCCGCGGCACCGCCUUCCUGAGCACGCCCCGCGCGGCUCCAGUCGGGACGUGGGAGGAGGCUGCGGCGGCGCCGGGGGCGGUGCGUCCCUUCAGGUGGGCGGCUGUCCUGGCCGCGCCGGUUCUGCCCUUCUGGGCCUGGCACCGCGUGCCCAGCUCGCGACUCUAAUCGCCCCAUGGCUCCUCGCCACGGAGAGCUCCGCAGCGACGGGGCGGUUCUCCACUCCGGCCGCGCCUCUCAAGUGCCCAUCCCAGUGGAGCAGAGGCCGCCCUCCGGCUCCCCAGGCCUGGCCUCCCAAGAAGCAUCAGGAGCCGGCCGUGGCGCCUCGGCCGCCGGCGAAGGACGCAGGCCGCCGGAACUCGGGACGCUGGCAGGACGUAUGUGGGGUACUUCGGAGGAAUACUGUGAAUUGCGGUGGCAUCAGUGCCCCCAACAAAUCGGAACGUAAAUCAAUUGUUUGGGGCACCAUGACGCUUAGGCUCUUAGAAGACUGGUGUAGGGGGAUGGAUAUGAACCCUCGGAAAGCACUGUGUGCCGGCAUCCCCCAGACCUGUAAUGUGACAGAAAUGUAGGGGGCUCUGCGCGCUGGUUUAGCCCCCUUGGGCGAGUACAGGUUGCCCGGGAGGAUGUUCCGGAGGGACGAGAACAGGAAGGUAGCCCUAAUAGGACUCACCGAGGAGACUCCUUAUGCUCUGGUCCCUAAGGAGACACCUGGAUAAGGGGGUGUCUGGAGAGUGAUCUGUAAGCCUCCUGACCCAGAUAAUGAAUUUUUAAGCAGAUUAGCUGAAUUCUUAGAGGGAAAGGGCCUGACAUUAGGGGAGUUGACCAGAGCUCUUGAGUAUGGAAACGACCCUUUUGACCUAGACCAGGACGUGAUCCUGGAAAUACGGGCCCCCACGUUAGCACAGGCAUUAGAUGAGGCUCUUCAGCCGGCCCUGCAGUACCUAAAACACAAAAAGCUGAGCGUAUUCUCAGGCAGUGAUCCUCCAGGACCAGAGGAAGAAGAAUUGGAUUCCUGGUUGUUUCAUACUACUCAAAUGAUGAAGGCAUGGCAGGAGUCAGAUGCUGAGAAAAGAAGGUGAUUGCUAGAGAGCCUUAAAGGCCAAGCAUAUGAUAUUAUUCGUGUCCUCAAGAUAAACAAUCCUUUAGUCAUGGUCCCUGAAUGCCUGCAGGCUCUUGAGCAAGUCCUCGGGGUUACUGAUAAUCCCAGGGAGUUGCAAGUCAAAUAUCUGACCACUUACCUGAAGGAUGAAGAAAAACUGUCUGCUCACGUGCUAAGGUUGGAGCCUUUAUUACGGAAACUGGUGGAGAGAGGAGCAGUUGAGAGAGAAGUUGUGAAUCAGGCCCGCCUGGACCAAAUCCUUGCUGGAACAGUCCACAGAACACUGCGCACGAGGCUUGCUCUGCCAGGAGGCCCAGCCCCUGGCUUAUUGGAAUUACUGACACUGCUAAGGGAUGAAGAAACAGCUGAGGAAGAGGAGGAGGUGCUUCUCCAGGCAGGAUUAGAGAGGCAUUUCACCUGACUCUUAGGAAACCAGGAAG